GACAAGUAUAAGCGGUACCUGCAGUCUUGUUACAAUGCUAGAGCCCUAGCUCCAGCAGACAAGUACCUUCCCACCCUAGAUUCUCCCUACAUUAAUCUUGCCAUGAUUAGAAGGGGGCGCUACAAUCCUGAGCAAAGAGAUGAGUUUACCAGGAGAACGCUGCAUGGAGGAGUAGACCAGAUUCUUCAGAGCAAGGCACCUAUCAACAUUGAAGACCUGCUGACUCCAGAACACAGUGGUAGGCCAGUCAGGUUCGUUCUGGUAGAAGGUCCUCCAGGAAUUGGUAAGAGUACCUUUGCCUGGGAGGCAUGUAGGAGAUGGGAUGAGAUAGAAAGCCUCAGAGACUACCACACUGUGGUGCUGCUCAAGUUGAGGGAAAAGUGGGUCUUAAAUGCAGCAUCACUUCCUGAUCUCUUUAGAUACCCGUUUAAACAAGAAUUCAGUGAGAAUAUUGCUCAAGAACUGCAUCACUCCCAGGGGUGUAACCUUUUACUUGUUUUAGAUGGUUUUGACGAAGUCUCUCACAGUUUCCGUGAGAACUCUGUCAUAAAAAGCAUUCUAUGCAGGCAACUCUUGCCAGAAUGUACCAUCAUUCUCACUACUGACCAGUGGCCAAUCCACUAG
Geodia barretti is the source of this 624-nucleotide messenger RNA. NCBI's taxonomy places the organism in Eukaryota, Metazoa, Porifera, Demospongiae, Tetractinellida, Geodiidae. The record is from the annotation of a GenBank genome assembly.